AUGGGUCCCGCCGCUGCUCAGCCGCCACAGCUGGCGGCGCACGGACUCGACGAGAGCGGCUCGUUCCGGGACUCGGGCACCGGCGUCUUUGAAGACAGCUACACUGCACAAGGCGGUUUCGCAGAGCUUAAAGCUCAGCCGCUGUCGGAAGCGUCGAUGCCUCGACGUAAACAUCAGACUGAAAGAGGAAAACUUGGCCGAGUAGACGGAUUGUUCGAGGAGGCGCCCCCCGGUGACUCGGUUGUUAUAGAUACCGUCACUGCAGAAAACGGUUCCAGCUCGGCACGUAGGAGGUUUGAGUGGCGGUUGGCACUCCGUAAGCUCGGUCCGGCUUUUCUAAUCUCAAUCGGGUACAUGGAUCCGGGAAACUGGGCUACGGAUAUCGAGGGCGGCUCACGUUUCGGCUAUCGGCUGCUGUGGGUGCUGGUUGUCUCCAACGUCAUGGCGUGGCUGCUACAAACGCUUGCUUCACGCCUGGGUAUCGUGACAGGUCGCCAUUUGGCACAGCUGUGUCGCGAGGCGUAUCCGCGCAUCAUCGCGAUGACGCUGUUCGCGCUCGCCGAAACAGCGAUCAUCGCUACGGACCUGGCGGAAGUCAUUGGAACGGCCGUUGGCUUGAAUUUGGUCUUGGGUAUCCCGCUCCUGCUCGGUAUCCUGGUGACAACGCUCGACACGCUCCUGCUUCUGAUGGCACAGCGUGCUGGUGGGCUACGUCGGAUCGAACAAAUUGUCCUAUCUUUGUUAUUCGUCAUCACGAUAUGCUUCGCAUUGGAGCUGGUAUUGAGCAAACCCAGUUUCAUCCAAAUGAUUGGAGGGCUGGUACCGCGUAUCGACGGGCAAAGCCUUCUGGUUGCUCUAGGUAUGUUGGGCGCGACGGUGAUGCCGCACAAUUUCUACCUCCACUCCGCCAUUGUGAUUCGUGAUGCGACUGUGAGGCGCCCUGCCGACUCGUGCGUGUCCACGUCGGCGACACGCACGGCAGACGGGACAGCGCAUAACGGACACGACUUGGCAGGCUGCACUGAUGAUUCGGAUCGCGGGCGCGAACUCGAGUGCGUCUAUUCAGCGAUCGACUGUGCGGUUGCGCUGAAUGCGGCGUUCUUUAUUAAUGCGGCGAUUCUUAUCACAGCGGCAUCCUCUUUUUGGGCGAAUCACGUGCAAGUGGCGACCUUGCAGGAAGCACAUGCCCUUUUAGAGCGCGUGCUACCCAUUCGUCUCUGGGGUCGCGUGGAAGUUGCGCCGCUCGUCUUUGGGAUCGCUUUGAUCGCAGCAGGCCAGUCAAGUACCAUCACCGGAACACUCGCCGGCCAGUAUGUCAUGGAGGGCUUUCUAGGACUUUCUCUGCAGAUGUGGCAACAGCGAUUACUGACGCGGCUAUGCGCGGUCGUGCCGAGCGUGCUGGUUAUCAUCCUACUUGGGCCCGAGAGCACCUACAGGCUCUUAAUUCUUUCCCAGGUAGUUCUAUCGCUUCAGCUGCCAUUCGCGAUUGUGCCCAUGAUUCGAUUCACUGGGAGCAAGGCACUCAUGGGUGAGCGGUUUGCCUCGGGAAUGUGGACUCGUAUCUGUGCCUGGUGCGCUGCUGCGUUCAUCAUCGUACUGAACCUGUGGAUGGCUGGCUCGAUGCUCUUCGAUGCCUUCCGGGUGCAGUCUGGUCGAACUGCUGGCGCAGUCGUUGGCGGUGUUCUCGCCGUUCCGCUCACCAUCUAUCUUCUCGGUGUACUGGUCUGGCUGUGUAUGUACAGAGGGUUUAGAAAUGAAUGA
Molecule: messenger RNA, 1761 nt
Organism: Cyanidioschyzon merolae strain 10D
Lineage: Eukaryota; Rhodophyta; Bangiophyceae; Cyanidiales; Cyanidiaceae
Product: manganese transport protein
Exons: 1
Coding region: 1-1761 (586 amino acids)
Biological process (GO): metal ion transport
Cellular component (GO): membrane
Molecular function (GO): cadmium ion transmembrane transporter activity; manganese ion transmembrane transporter activity
Source: RefSeq, a predicted model, not a curated record